Achroia grisella is the source of this 791-nucleotide messenger RNA. Its product is annotated as trypsin CFT-1-like. The record is from RefSeq and is a predicted model, not a curated record. The transcript has 4 exons. The coding region runs from base 24 to 791 and encodes 255 amino acids. Gene Ontology annotation, molecular function: serine-type endopeptidase activity. NCBI's taxonomy places the organism in Eukaryota, Metazoa, Arthropoda, Insecta, Lepidoptera, Pyralidae. Gene Ontology annotation, biological process: proteolysis.
UAGUUGCAAGCAACACCAACAAAAUGCGUGUGCUCUUCCUUGUGGCUUUGACCGUUGCUGCGGUGUCAGCUGUACCCAGAAACCCGCAGAGAAUUGUGGGUGGGGAAGUCACCAGUAUUGAUCAAUGGCCUGAGAUGGUUGCAUUGCUCUUCUCAUGGACUGGAUCCACAUGGUCCCAGUCUUGCGGUGGUUCAAUCAUUAACAACAGAUCUGUCCUCUCUGCUGCUCAUUGCUUUGUCGGCGACUCACCAAACAAUUGGCGUGUUCGUGCUGGAUCCACGAAUGCUCACAGCGGUGGCAUCGUCCACGAUCUUGGACAAAUCAUCAUCCACUCAGGCUACAGUUCCUCUACUUUGGAUAACGAUGUCGCAAUUCUGCGUGUUUCUUCAAACUUCGUUUAUAGUAACGUAAUCAGCGCUGGCAGUAUCGCUGGUACUAACUACAAUCUCGCUGACAACCAAGUGGUCUACGCCACUGGAUGGGGUAGAACUUCCCCCGGUGGACCACUAUCUGAGCAAUUGCGUCAAGUGCAGAUCUGGUCCAUUAACCUAGCCACCUGCAGAAGCCGUUAUGCUGAACUUGGACUCACUGUGACUGAUAACAUGUUGUGCUCUGGCUGGUUGGACGUUGGCGGUCGCGACCAGUGCCAGGGUGACUCUGGCGGUCCCCUCUUCCACAACGGGGUCAUCGUCGGUGUUUGCUCUUGGGGAUACUCAUGCGCUACUGCUCGCUACCCUGGCGUCAAUGCUCGCGUUUCCAGUUAUACUACCUGGAUACAGGCUAACGCUUAA